ACGAUGCCUGAACCAGCCAAAUCCGCACCCAAAAAGGGCUCAAAGAAAGCCGUCUCCAAGACCACACCCAAGGGCGGCAAGAGGAAGAGAAAGGGCAGGAAGCAGAGCUACGCCAUUUACGUGUACAAGGUACUCAAGCAGGUGCAUCCUGACACCGGCAUUUCGUCCAAAGCCAUGAGCAUCAUGAACUCGUUCGUCAACGACAUCUUCGAACGCAUCGCUGCCGAGGCGUCCCGCCUGGCUCAGUACAACAAGCGCUCUACCAUCACGUCCAGGGAGAUCCAGACCGCCGUGCGUCUCCUGUUACCCGGUGAGCUUGCUAAGCACGCCGUCUCCGAGGGCACCAAGGCUGUCACCAAGUACACUAGCUCCAAAUAAAGUCUUCCCGUCCU
This is a messenger RNA of Dunckerocampus dactyliophorus (ringed pipefish), 392 nucleotides long. RefSeq names its product histone H2B-like. Gene Ontology annotation, molecular function: structural constituent of chromatin; DNA binding; protein heterodimerization activity. Gene Ontology annotation, cellular component: nucleosome. NCBI's taxonomy places the organism in Eukaryota, Metazoa, Chordata, Actinopteri, Syngnathiformes, Syngnathidae. The transcript has a single exon. The record is from RefSeq and is a predicted model, not a curated record. The coding region runs from base 4 to 378 and encodes 124 amino acids.